Dendrobium catenatum is the source of this 1098-nucleotide messenger RNA. RefSeq names its product chitinase 10. Bases 98 to 943 code for a protein of 281 amino acids. NCBI's taxonomy places the organism in Eukaryota, Viridiplantae, Streptophyta, Magnoliopsida, Asparagales, Orchidaceae. The record is from RefSeq and is a predicted model, not a curated record. Gene Ontology annotation, biological process: carbohydrate metabolic process; chitin catabolic process; cell wall macromolecule catabolic process. Gene Ontology annotation, molecular function: chitinase activity. The transcript has 3 exons.
CGGAAAUAAAAAGAAAGAAAGCAAAUAACCUACCUUUCUCUGAAAUCUAUAAGAACGCUGAACAGAAGGGAAGGAAGCUAACAUUUUUGUUAAUAAUAUGACAGCCAUGGCUGUCAGUUCUUAUUCCCUUCCUUUCUUUUUUUUACUCUCCAUCUUCUGCCUUGUGUGUUGCUUUCGCAGUACAGAUGCUCGAUAUAAAGCCUAUGUUAACCCGAUCUCCAUGCUCAUCUCAGAGGAUCUAUACAAAAGCAUCUUCUUACAUAAGGAUGAUAACGCCUGUCCUGCGAAGGGCUUUUACCCAUAUGAUGCAUUCAUCACGGCAACAGAAUGUUUCCCCAAAUUCGCCAGUACAGGAUGCUUAGACACUCGUAAGCGUGAGCUCGCAGCUUUCCUUGCUCAGAUAUCUCAUGAGACUACAGGAGGAUGGGCAACGGCUCCUGACGGACCAUAUGCAUGGGGCCUAUGUUUCAAGGAGGAAGUGAACCCCUCAUCGAACUAUUGUGAUUCAACCAACAUAGAAUGGCCUUGCUAUCCGAACAAAACAUACAAAGGAAGGGGUCCUAUCCAACUCUCGUGGAACUACAACUAUGGACCAGCCGGGGUGGCCCUUGGAUUCGAUGGGUUGAGAGAGCCCGAGUUGGUGGCAAACCGAUCAGACCUAGCAUUCAAGACGGCCUUGUGGUUCUGGAUGACACCAAGGGGUGAUAAACCAUCAUGCCAUGAUGUGAUGGUGGGACGGUUCAAGCCAAGCAAGGCUGACUUGGCUGCAAAUCGGACGGCAGGAUUUGGUCUUGUGACAAACAUUAUUAACGGUGGGCUUGAGUGCGGGAUCCCUAACGACCCAAGGGUUAAUGAUCGUAUUGGUUAUUAUAAGAGAUAUGCUCAGUUAUUUAAUGUUGAUGUGGGGCCAAAUUUGGAUUGUUCAAAUCAAAAGCAUUAUUGAUUCGCCUAACCUUGUUCUUUUUUUCCCCCUUAACAUGUUAUUUUUUUUCUCUUUUAUAGCUGUUUUUAUUAUCCGUUUGUUUAAACAAAGUGAAAAUUAUCUCUUAAUGUCUGAAAUAUAAUAAGGACGUUUCCAUGAAAUGUACAAAAUUGGAU